This is a messenger RNA of Sinocyclocheilus rhinocerous, 2105 nucleotides long. It is a transcript of the gene stmn2a, whose product is annotated as stathmin 2a. Gene Ontology annotation, molecular function: tubulin binding. Gene Ontology annotation, cellular component: growth cone; cytoplasm; neuron projection. The transcript has 6 exons. Lineage: Eukaryota; Metazoa; Chordata; Actinopteri; Cypriniformes; Cyprinidae. The coding region runs from base 297 to 839 and encodes 180 amino acids. The record is from RefSeq and is a predicted model, not a curated record. Gene Ontology annotation, biological process: regulation of microtubule polymerization or depolymerization; microtubule depolymerization; neuron projection development.
AAAGGAUACCAUUAACUGUCUGGCUACCAACAUCCUUUUAAAAUAUCUUCUUUUGUACUCAACAGAAGAACGAAACUAAUACAGGAACAACUUGAGGUGAAGUGAAGUGCUGCCGGUGGCCAAUCUGCUGUUGCGCGGACUGGAUCAUAACUUGUCAGCCGCUCCCAUUCCUCACAUCCCUCCGCGCUCCUCAUUGUGCUCUGCUGACUCAGUGCCUUAAGCAUCAUCCGCUCUCAACGCCACUGGCACAAACCUCGACCAUUGUGGAAAUUAAUACGGAUUCAAGAAGGGACACCAUGGCCAAAACAGCUAUCGCAUACAAGGAGAAGAUGAAGGAGCUGUCCAUGCUCUCGCUCAUUUGCUCCUGCUUCAGCCCACAGACACGCAACAACCUUGUCUGUGAGUUUGAAGAUAUGGAAGUAAAGCCAAUAAACAAAAGGGCCUCAGGCCAGGCCUUCGAGGUGAUUCUGAAACCACCCUCACCAGUGUCAGACGUGGCCCACAGCAUCACCUCUCCUCCAAAGAAGAGGGAUAUGUCACUGGAUGACAUCCAGAAGAAGCUGGAAGCUGCUGAGAACCGCAGGAGGUCCCAAGAAGCUCAGGUGCUCAAAGUUCUGGCUGAGAAACGUGAGCACGAGAGAGAUGUGCUGCUCAAAGCCAUGGAGGAAAACAGCAACUUCAGCAAGAUGGCAGAGGAAAAGCUCAUUCUGAAGAUGGAGCAGAACAAGGAAAACCGCGAGGCCCAACUGGCAGCCAUGAUGGAACGCCUGCAUGAGAAGGAGCGACAUGCUGCAAUUGUCCGCAGGAACAAGGAGCUGAGGGAAGAACUAAUAGCGUGAAGUUAUCCUCCUCCUCAUACCCUUCAUCAGCCAACCCGUCAUCCUAUCCUGCUCACACACACACACACACACACACUCACACACAACCACUGGUAAACACCAGUCAGAACAUCUAGUAUCACACUCGUAUACUGUUUGAACGGUCUUGCUUGAUUUCAUAGAGUAAUGGGAAGACACAAGUAUUAUUUUGUAAAUACAUCUUUUUUUAUCUCUCACUCUUUCUCUCUAUCUAUCUGUCAGAUUGAAUGAUAACAAAUCAAAUGUAUCAAAUCUCCUCUAUACAUUAUGUUGAUUCUUUCUUUAUUGUUUGUCGAUUUCUCAGUUGUUUUGGUUGAGGCACGUCUGGGUUGAUCAUGUGAAAGGUUUUCGAUGUUGUGAGUAAGCUGCCCGCUUACGUUUGCAGUGUUAAAUGAUGUGAAGUUUGGUGUAAUUGUAAAGAAUGCAAAAAGCUUCAGUGCUCAGGCCCCAGAUUUCCAUUUUAAAACGCAAACCUACCCAGACUCAUGAAUAUAUAGUGCACUUACGUUUAUAUACAGCAUGAUCAAAAACAUUUUCCUGAACAAAUAGCUUGAAAUAUGAGUACUGAAACAAAUAAAAACAUGUUAAUAGUGUUUCAUUUGUGAGCAAAAUGUAUUUUUAGUUUCUUUACUUAUUAUCCUUGCAUAAAAUGAAAUAUCAUGCUCUUGAAAUGUUACGCAAAUCUGCAUGUCGACCUCGGCAAACGUACUCUUUUGUUGGCUGAUGUUUGGAAACACUGCACCCUUUCUGGACCCUUUGGAUGAGAGUCUAGACAGCUUGACAUAGCCUGCGUUAUAUUACAAAAGAAAAGGAAAAAAUAACCAGCCGGAUCUUACCCUGUUGCUCCCUAUGAUCCAGGUUUUCUUUUCGUUGACCUGCCCCGUUCCUCUACAUUGAUUCAGGCCUUCGGCACUCAAGGCUGAUGUUUGUCAUCUGUCUCUAGCAGGAGUAGACAUCUUCAUUAGUGCAGCGGUGUAAUUAAGGGAGUCGUAUAUCUCUGAAUGUUCUGGCAUCUGUCUGGCUUGAUAAAAUAGGUAACAUCUUUACCAGCUGAAUGUAUCCUCAUAUACUCCCAACUACAGCCUUUGACGUGUGACUAUUUUCUAUUUGGUUGAUUUUCGUGCGACUUGAGUGUGUGUGUGUGUGUGUGUGUCCACAUUAGGCUGACACGAGCAUUUGUGUCCUUUCUCUCUGGAAAUGAAGUGAUGCGGAAUAUGCACUGAAUGAUUAUGAUUUUAGUUGGAUUUG